Messenger RNA from Arabis nemorensis, 5373 nucleotides. NCBI's taxonomy places the organism in Eukaryota, Viridiplantae, Streptophyta, Magnoliopsida, Brassicales, Brassicaceae. The record is from the annotation of a GenBank genome assembly.
AUGGAUACAAGAGAUAGUAAUAGGACACUCUCUGAGAUAGUGAGUCUGGUAAAAUCCUGGCUACCCUGGCGAUCCGAGCCAGCUACUGUCUCCAGGGAUUUUUGGAUGCCUGAUCAGAGCUGUCGUGUAUGUUAUGAGUGUGAUAGUCAGUUUACCCUUAUCAAUCGUAGGCACCAUUGUCGUCUUUGUGGCAGAGUUUUCUGUGGCAAGUGUACUGCAAACUCAAUACCUUUCGCUCCCACCGACUUGAGAACUCCACGUGAAGAGUGGGAAAGGAUCCGUGUUUGCAAUUAUUGUUUCAGGCAAUGGGAGCAAGGUGAUAGUGGACCACAUGUUUCAAAUAUCCCGGAACUUAGUACUUCACCUUCAGAGACAAGUAUUCUUAGUUCAAAGACCAGUACAACUGCCAAUAGUAGUAGCUUCGCUCUUGGCUCGAUGCCAGGAUUAAUUGGUCCUUAUCAAAGGGUUCAACGUGGUUCUGAUGUCAGUUUGCACGGAGUAUCUUCAAUGGAGACAAGCACAACCAAGCAAGGCAAAGAAACUUCUAGGAGGGGCAGCUUCAUUGCCACAGAUGUGGAUGAUCUAUCUUGCUUUGCUCUAAAUAGAAGUGAUGAUGAGUACGACGAGUACGGUGUGUACCAUACUGAUGUUGAGACGAGUCAUUCUCCUCAAGCUAAUGAAUAUUAUGGUCCAAUGGAAUAUGAUGAGAUGAGCUUAUGUGAUGGCCCCUGUAAGCAUCUUAGUGGAGAAACGGCCGACCAGAAAAGCUUAAGUGGCUCUCCUCUCAUUCAUAAUUGUCUUGAAUCUCUAAUUGGGGAAGGAGCAGAGCAGUUUCAGAAGAAAGAUGAGCAUGAGGGUCGUGACGAAUGUGAAGCUCCUUCUCCACCUGACAUUUCAGAUGAUCAAGUGGCAGAACCGGUGGAUUUCGAGAACAAUGGACUUUUGUGGGUUCCACCUGAUCCAGAAAAUGAAGAAGAUGAGAGAGAAAGUCCUUUGUUUGAUGAGGAAGAUAAUGAGGGUGAUGCCUCAGGUGAGUGGGGAUACUUACGACCUUCCACUAGCUUUGGAAGUGGAGAGUACCGUAGCGAGGAUCGAACAAGUGAAGAGCACAAGAAGGCUAUGAAGAAUGUGGUUGAUGGGCACUUUAGGGCUUUGCUUGCACAACUGUUGCAAGUCGAGAAUAUCCCUGUGAGCGAUGAUGAGGGCAAAGAGAGCUGGUUAGAGAUUAUCACCUCUCUUUCUUGGGAGGCUGCUAACUUAUUGAAGCCUGAUAUGAGCAAAAGUGGAGGAAUGGAUCCUGGUGGCUAUGUCAAAGUAAAAUGCUUAGCUUCCGGUUUCCCACAUGAUAGCAUGGUGGUUAAGGGAGUUGUUUGCAAGAAAAAUGUGGCUCAUAGGAGAAUGAGGGCGAAGAUUGAGAAAGCUCGACUAUUGAUUCUAGGCGGUGGGCUUGAGUAUCAAAGGGUCUCAAACCAGUUAUCGAGUUUUGAUACUUUGUUGCAACAGGAAAAGGAUCAUUUAAAGAUGGCUGUUGCAAAAAUUCACGCUGAACGUCCAAAUAUUCUACUAGUCGAAAAAUCAGUUUCUCGAUAUGCGCAAGAGUAUCUUCUAGCCAAAGAUAUAUCUCUUGUUCUAAACAUUAAGAGGCCACUUUUAGACCGCAUUGCUCGCUGCACUGGUGCUCAGAUAAUUCCUUCUGUAGACCACCUAUCCUCUCAAAAGCUGGGCUCCUGUGAGAUUUUCCGGGUGGAUAGGUUUCUUGAAGAACAUGGUUCAGCUGUUCAAGUUGGAAAGAAAGUAGUGAAGACGUUGAUGUAUUUUGAGGGUUGUCCAAAGCCAUUAGGCUUUACAAUUUUGCUCAGGGGUGCUAAUGAAGAGGAGUUGAAAAAAGUGAAGCAUGUGGUCCAAUAUGGAGUUUUUGCAGCUUAUCAUUUGGCACUCGAGACAUCGUUUCUUGCUGACGAAGGAGCCUCACCAGAACUGCCUUUGAACUCCCCAAUUACAGUGGCACUUCCAGAUAAAUCUACGAGUAUUGAACGUUCGAUAUCUACUGUGCCAGGUUUCACGGUCUCCACUUGUGAAAAAUCUCCAACAAUGCUAUCCGGUUCCGAACCACAACGAGCAAACAGUGUCCCAGCAUCAGAGUUGCUUUCGACCACUGCCACUCUAUCCAUCCAGAAGGAUAUAAAUCCUCUGAUACCCAAUGGUACAGGCUUGCAGGCUAGAGAAAUAAAUCCGAGUUUCCUAAUUGCACGCUAUAAUGUUUCAUUGAAUUUGCCUGACCAUGUGAUUGAGGGAAGAAACUCAGCUUUGUCUGAAAGAUCUGCACUCGCAGAUACACCAGCAGACUUUAGCAAUCCAACGGCUAAGGCAAAAGACAUAUUGGACAAUUCCCUAAAUUCAUCAGGGCAAGGCUUUGUGCUAAAGAGUUCCCAAAGUAAUAUGAGCGUUAUGGUCGAAAACCCAGACAAUGGUUCAGAGCUUACAACCGUCCAACAUCAAAACAGUGAGAAUCCAAAAGAACCACAAUCUCAAAAAGAGGAAUUUCCUCCGUCACCCUCUGAUCACCAGAGCAUUUUGGUGUCUCUAUCGUCCCGAUCAGUCUGGAAAGGAACUGUGUGUGAGAGGUCUCACCUCUUCCGAAUAAAAUACUAUGGGAGCUUUGAUAAACCCUUGGGACGGUUCUUGAGAGAUCAUUUGUUUGAUCAGAAUUACAGGUGUCGUUCAUGUGAGAUGCCAUCAGAAGCUCAUGUUCACUGUUAUACUCAUCGACAGGGCAGCCUUACAAUAUCUGUCAAGAAGCUCCAAGAUUAUCUCUUACCUGGUGAAAAGGAGGGGAAGAUCUGGAUGUGGCAUAGAUGCCUGAGAUGCCCGCGACCUAACGGCUUUCCUCCAGCAACUCUACGUGUGGUGAUGUCUGAUGCUGCAUGGGGAUUAUCGUUUGGGAAGUUUCUGGAGCUCAGUUUCUCAAAUCACGCAGCUGCCAGUAGAGUAGCAUGUUGUGGCCAUUCUCUGCAUAGAGACUGUCUUCGCUUCUAUGGAUUUGGGAACAUGGUUGCUUGCUUCCGGUACGCUACUAUAGACGUUAAUUCAGUCUACCUUCCGCCAUCAAUUCUUAGUUUCAACUAUGAUAAUCAGGACUGGAUACAGAGAGAGACAGACGAGGUGGUAGAGAGAGCAGAGCUUCUAUUUUCUGAAGUAUUAAAUGCUAUUAGUCAAAUUGCAGAGAAAGGUUUUAGGCGUCAAAUUGGUGAACUCGAGGAAGUGCUUCAAAGAGAGAAAGCAGAAUUCGAGGAGAAUAUGCAAAAGAUGUUGCACAGGGAGGUGAAGGAAGGCCAACCUCUUGUGGACAUUCUUGAGCUAUACCGGAUUCGCAGACAGCUAAUUUUUCAGUCAUAUAUGUGGGAUCACCGCUUGAUUAGUGCGUCAACUUUGCAUAAGCUUGAGAGUAGUGAUAACACAAAGAGAGAAGAAAAUGAGAAACCAUCCUUGGCUAAGAGCCAGACGCUCCCCGAGAUGAAUGCUGGGACCAACUCUCUUCUUACUGGCUUAGAGGUUAACCUGAAUCCUGAUGGUGAUUCUACUGGUGAUACUGGCUCGUUAAAUAAGGUUCAGAAGGAAGCGGAUACAAAUUCAGAUUUGAAUCAGGAAAAGGAAGAUAGGGGAGAAGUUUCUCCCAGCAAGACCUUACCUGAUACUUCUGAUCCUCUGGAAAACAAACUCGAUGUUCGCAGGACACAGUCUGAUGGCCAGAUAGUUAUGAAAAAUCUAUCAGCCACUCUUGAUGCAGCAUGGAUAGGCGAACGUCAAACAUCAGUGGAGAUUCCAACCAAUAAUAAGAUCUUGCUUCCUCCUUCAUCCAUGUUAAACUUUUCAACUUUCCCUCCAAUCGCAGAGGGGCUAAAGCCAAUAGAUCUCCCGGAACAGCAAAAUGAAUUCAAGAUGGGCUAUCCAGUUUCACCUGCUUUACCGAGUAAAACUUAUGAGAACUCAGAAGAUUCUGUAAGCUGGUUAGGUAUGCCAUUCCUCAAUUUCUACCGUUCCAUCAACAAGAACUUCCUGCUUAGCUCUCAGAAGCUUGAUACAUUUGGCGAGCAUAGCCCUAUCUAUAUUUCAUCUUUUAGAGAAGCAGAGCUUCAAGGUGGACCAAGGCUACUUCUCCCCGUAGGCAUGAAUGAUGUUGUUGUUCCAGUGUAUGAUGAUGAGCCCACGAGUAUGGUCGCGUAUGCCUUGAUGUCACCCGAAUAUCAACGCCAGAUUUCUGUUGAAGGGGAAUCUCUAGUUUCAUAUCCUUCUGAACUGAAUAUCCCUCGCCCAGUUGAUGAUACCAUUUUUGACCCUAGCAGAAGCACUGGUUCAGUCGAUGAGAGUAUACUUUCAAUGUCCUCAUCUCGGAGCAGCUCGCGGCUUCUGGACCCACUUUCAUAUACAAAAGCUUUACAUGCUCGAGUCUCGUAUGGAGAAGACGGCACUCUUGGAAAAGUGAAGUACACAGUUACUUGUUACUAUGCAAAACGGUUUGAGGCGUUGCGGGGUAUAUGUAUCCCUUCGGAACUUGAGUUUAUAAGGUCCCUUAGCCGUUGUAAAAAAUGGGGAGCUCAAGGUGGAAAGAGCAAUGUCUUCUUUGCUAAAACCCUGGACGAUCGUUUUAUCAUCAAGCAAGUGACCAAGACAGAACUGGAAUCAUUCUUCAAACUUGCUCCUGAUUAUUUUAAAUACUUAUCCGAGUCUAUCAGCACGAAAAGUCCAACUUGCCUUGCUAAAAUCUUAGGAAUCUAUCAGGUCGUAACAAAGCAACUAAAAAGCGGGAAAGAAACAAAGAUGGAUGUUUUGAUUAUGGAGAAUCUUCUGUUUGGAAGAAGUGUGAAACGGCUUUAUGACCUCAAAGGAUCUUCCCGGGCGAGAUACAAUCCUGACUCUAGUGGGAGCAACAAAGUCUUGUUGGAUCAAAACUUGAUUGAAGCAAUGCCAACUUCUCCCAUUUUCGUGGGUAACAAAGCAAAACGAUUGUUGGAAAGAGCCGUCUGGAAUGAUACCGCUUUUCUUGCAUCGGGUGAUGUGAUGGAUUACUCGUUGCUAGUAGGCGUGGACGAAGAAAAAAACGAGCUAGUUCUCGGGAUUAUCGACUUCUUGAGGCAGUACACAUGGGACAAACAUCUAGAGUCUUGGGUGAAAUUUACAGGAAUCUUAGGAGGACCAAAGAAUGAAGCACCAACAGUAAUCUCUCCAAAGCAAUACAAGAGAAGAUUCAGAAAGGCGAUGACGACUUACUUCCUCAUGGUCCCUGAUCAAUGGUCUCCAUCUACUGUCGUUACUAGUAACUCCAGGUCUGAUCAACCAGAAGAAACCUCUCAAGCCGGUACACAAGCAGAGUGA